GCCCGGCUCUGACGUGGAGCCCAACACGGGGCKCUCUGUAUAAAAACCAGGAAUUGAUCCAAGGCAAACGGCACACUGCAGCUCUGCUGGGACACCACUCACAGUGCAGGGAUGGAGAAAACUGUCCCUGGAUGCUUCUUCCAGCAAAUGAGCAGAUGGAUCCAAGCAGCACCCGGAGUAUCUGGAGCUGGGGUGGCUCUUCCCUGCCAAAAAUGUGCAAGUGCCUGUGGUGACCCACGGGGCUGCUCCUGAUCCCUGYCCCCAGCCCGGGGUGUCACCUGCUGUCUCAAAAUCUGCGCCCAGAUUCCUUCAGAGGCACGAGGAGAUAAACAUCUCAACCCCCUGAGGCGAAGGAGGAAAUCAAACCUCGCUCUGCCGCAUUCUGGAUGCCAGUUUUAACCYCUAAAUUAUGGUGUGGGAGGGGUGGAGGGAGCAGGAGGGAGCCCUGACAGYGAUCCUGCCUGCAGGGACAGCCCUGGAAUGAAGGGACAGACACCUCUGGGUGUCACAACACAAAGGGGGAAGGCAUUUUCCAGCCAGGAACUCCAGUUCCUGUCCAAAGGAUGCUGUGGUGUACAGAAGAACGCUGGCAGCAUUGUGGAAAACGCUGAAGUUUCAAUCAGAGGAUGUGAGAAACACCCUGAGCUCCUCAAGGUCUGGCCCCGGGCACCUCCUCCGGCUUCUCCGGCUGCUCCUCAUUCCUAACGCUCCUCCUUGGACUCAUCACCAAACCCUGGGUCAGGCACGACCCAAAGUCCAGAAGCUCUGAGUUAAAAAGCUCCACAUGGACGAGACCUGCUGUAAAUUCAGCCCUUGGGGGUCAUGUAAUGAGCAAAGAUCUUUAUCRCGGCCUAUAAUUCAUCUCCUCAAAAAAAAUAAUUAAUGAACAUGGACACAGAAAAAGGUGGCAAGAAAAAAAAAUAACAACAGAACAUUCUUAAUGUACCUUUUCAAAAGAGGUAACGAGGUAAAUCAGGAUUGAAGAUAAUGAGAUAAAUCAGGAUUGAAGAUAACAAGAUAAAUCAGGGUUCAACUGUACCUGCCAUGGAUUGGUUCUCCUCCACUCGGAGCUGGGGACUUGUUGGAGUUCCACAUUGUGGAUUCAGGGUAUUCCUCUCUGGCUGGCAUUUCAAUGGAGAGAGACCACAUGAAAGACCUCAGGAGGUACCUGGCACUGAAAUACAUCCAAUACCUCGUGCUGUCCUCCUCCAACGCCGUCAGCACGCUGCUGGGGCUGCUGGGCAGCGCCUACGCCAUGAUCCUCCUGCAGUCUGCCAAGGUCUCCUCCAAAUCCACCRCAGUCCUCAUUUCCAGCCUGGCCCAGGCAGACAUCCUGGUUUUCCUCAGCUUUGUUCUUGACGUGGUUUUGGGGGGUUUUGGUGCUGUUGUUUCCCCCGUGGGCUCGGCGCUGGCGCGGACGCUGCUGACAGCCAACGCUCACCUGAGCUGUGUCCUGCUGAGCUGUGUGGCCGUGGAGGCGUACCUGAUCACCUUCCUGCCAGCACAGUCACGGCCCCUGAGGACAGUCAGCAAGGCCAGGCUGCUGGYCAGGGUGCUCUGGACGCUGGUGGCYGCAGAGUGUGCCCUGUUCCUCCUGGAUGAGCACCUGAGUGCUGGUGGCCCCUCCGCUCCCUCUCACAGCGUUUUGGGGCUGCUGCUCCGGCUCUCCAGCUCGGCUGCUGCCCUGCUCAGGUCCCUCAGCUACAUCCUGGGCAUCCUGCUGAGGAUUGUCAACGUCUACAUCUACUACAAGAUCUUUUUCAGCCUGUCUCCCAGGUCUAGGCUCAAAUCCAAGUAGGGCACGUUCCUCUGGGAAUCCUGGAACGACACAAAACCCUUGGRCACAAUUCCAAACCAAUGGAAACUGCUCCGUAAUCAGGACCAAGGCUCGCCCUGGAGCUGCAACCUUCAUCAUUCCUGGUGAGGAAAGAAUUCUGAAUCCUCAGCUGUUACUGAGAGGAGUUUGGGGCUGAGGAGUCUCUUGGCAUCAAGAAAACGCAGCUGCUGUGUCUUUAUUGAGACUUYAUUCACCGUACAGGUGAAACUACAGACUUUUCACGGUUGGAAAUCAACCCCACUAUUUUUUAYAUAAAAAGGGUGCUUAAAGGCUUCCUCAGGGAUCUGUUGAGCUGAGAGUUGUGUAGCUGUUUAACAAAGACAGGAUCUAUGUCCUAAAAUAUUCCUAACCCAGGUGAGCCCUGGUGGGGUGGAGUCCUUGUGCCAUUCCCAGCUCGUGGCCGUGGCGCCAGCAGCGAGUGCUCAGUGCUGACUCUGCUUCUCAGGAGACUUGAAAGGAAGCUCAGCCAAGGGCUGGGGAUCAGCAACAACGGAGCAGAAAUGUAAUCAAGUCAAUUAAACCCUUGGAUGAGCGUUGCCAAACACCGCUGAUCCUGUCAGCAGGAAGGACGGAUGUCCUAAUAACUUGAUGCUCUGUGAUAACCUGUUCUUGCUCCUGGGGCCUGAAGUGAGACACUCCCAGRAGAGAUGAAGUGUUACUUGAAGUGCUGUAAUUAAUAAAAAUCUAUUUUGUUAAAGCCUGGGCAUUAUUUAUGUA
Messenger RNA from Malurus melanocephalus (red-backed fairy wren), 2554 nucleotides. RefSeq lists its product as uncharacterized. Gene Ontology annotation, biological process: phospholipase C-activating G protein-coupled receptor signaling pathway; positive regulation of Rho protein signal transduction. The transcript is spliced from 3 exons. The coding region runs from base 1133 to 1798 and encodes 221 amino acids. Gene Ontology annotation, cellular component: membrane. Gene Ontology annotation, molecular function: G protein-coupled receptor activity. Lineage: Eukaryota; Metazoa; Chordata; Aves; Passeriformes; Maluridae. The record is from RefSeq and is a predicted model, not a curated record.